Messenger RNA from Leptopilina heterotoma, 9242 nucleotides. RefSeq names its product E3 SUMO-protein ligase RanBP2. The record is from RefSeq and is a predicted model, not a curated record. Gene Ontology annotation, cellular component: cytoplasm; nuclear pore. Gene Ontology annotation, biological process: intracellular transport. Gene Ontology annotation, molecular function: protein binding; GTPase activator activity. The transcript is spliced from 15 exons. NCBI's taxonomy places the organism in Eukaryota, Metazoa, Arthropoda, Insecta, Hymenoptera, Figitidae. Bases 142 to 8691 code for a protein of 2849 amino acids.
GUUUGAAACUGAUUGGUGAAUUUGCGUGCAAUGAAAUUUUCGUGUGCCAUGCUUUAUAUUUUCUGUAGUGAUUUAAAAUAAAAAAUUUUGACAAGACCAUCGCAUUUUACGACUAAAAGAGACGCUAAUUAAAGUGAAAUCAUGUUUCGAACAAAAUUGGACGUUGAUCGCCACGUUCAAGAUGUAUUUCGAAAGUUAAAAGAUGAGAGCGAGAGAAAUCUCCGUUGUUACAACAUUGCCAAAUUGUAUUUCCAAGUUGGAGAUUAUGAAUCCGCAAAACGAUAUGUCUCGAAUUACUUGGAAAUUCGCACAGAGUCAGAGGGUGCACAUAAACUUCUUGGUCAAAUUCUCGAAGCUCUGGGUCAUAAGGAGGACGCUCUUUCUCAAUAUAAAAUUUCUCUUGAACUUGAGAGCAGACAAGAUGACCUAGUACUAAAAGUUUGUGAGUUGCUUGCUGACAUGGACGUUGGAGUUGAUGUUAACAGAGCCAGAUAUUGGGUCGAAAGAGCUGACAAACAAUUUCCUCACCAUCCUGUAGUUUUUCAACUUAAGGAAAAAUUGCUGACUCUCGACAAACCUAAUAAUGACGGUGAAGAUCUUAAGGCAUUAAUAUCAUCUGAAUUGUCGGUGCGACCAAAAGACGUGCAACUACGUGUCAAAUUAUUGAAACAUUACAUGGAGAAGGAUAAACUUGACGAAGCGUACAAACAUGCUUUUGAAGUUGAAACAACCCAAGUCCACCGAGACGAUGUUUCUUGGUAUCAAGUUUUAUGUGAUUUAUUAACAAAAUGUAAAGGUCUCAGAAAACACGACUGGUCGUUUUGGGUAUUUUAUAUUUCCGCGUUGGAGAGAUUUGUUGCUCUAACACUCAAAGAGCAGGGGAGCAUUUUAAAGAAAUCUAUAUCUGAAGCUACACAAGCUUUAUUCAAUUUUGAUCAAUCUUUGUACGAAGCGAAAACACAAAAUUUUUCGACAAAUCCAAUUUUUAUGGAGAAUAUGUUUACACACAUGUGGGGACAGCUACAUUUCCAUGUGGCUUGUUUAAUUUUACGAAAGACUAAACGUGAACAGGGAAGUUGGAGUGAAGCGGGACGUUUGUGUGCGCCAUUAUUUCUCACAGCAUUACAUGUUACGCCUGUUGAUCCCACAUCACCUUGGGCUGUGCAUUUGAAAAAUGAGAGUAAAAAUCAAGUAAAUUUAUGGUACAAAGACGGUUCAUAUCGUUGCAGUCAGGCGUGUCAUGUACUUCAAGAUUAUGCACGCGAUGAACCCAAUCGUCUCUUGGAGAAAAUUGAUAAAUUUUCCACGGGUUCAUGGCGCGAUAGAAUAUUUCAAAGAAUUUUUAUCAGCAGGCUUUAUUCAGAGAAUAAAACAUCAUAUUUCGCGACUCAUAAAGCAUCAAAUUCACCACUACGACUGUGCUCGCAAAAUGAAUUAAAAAAAUAUGACGAAAUAUCCGAAGAAGUGUGGCCAGCCUCGUUACAUCAUCAAAUUUGGCUUGGCAUCACAAAUCGUCCUCGUAAUUCAACAAAGAAACAUAAUCUUUAUCCACAUCAGGCAUGUCAUCUAUUUCCGGAAUUACAAUUUUCUACCUAUAAUAUCAAUCAAAGUGCACCCGAUUCAUUGAGUCGAUUGGAUAUUGACGCAUUUUUGAAUGCAGCAAUUUUGUGUAGUUACGUGACAAUUGAGGAGCAACAGCGCAGUAGUUUCCUGAAUCCCGAAAGAUUGCCAACAUUACCUGCCGAUCUUACCAAUACAAUGUGCUCAUCAGUCCAGGAGAAAUGGUGGUUCAAUGCCUACAAAAUGUACCGCAGACAAGAUGUGACCAUGAACGAUAUGGGAGAGAUAAGACAAGAAAUUCAACGCGGUUUGGAAGUUGUUCGCUGUAUCGGAAAUCAUGGACUACAUCCAAAUAUUCUAGUUCAUCUCGCCAGAAUAUUUCACUAUCGAAUCAAGGAAUUGCAGGACAAAAAUCCAGAACACAGCGACAUUCCAGCGCUCGAGGCACGCUGUGAACUUUACUGGUCAACUGCCAUUCCACUUCUCGAGAGACUGCAGAAUAAUCAAGUAAUUCGUACAAGUAACAAUAAAAUAUUCGACUACCAAGGCAAGGACAUGAGCAGAUCCGAACUAACAAAAGCAAUGGAGGAAGGACGUCUCCUUCUCGUACAGAAACACGUUCGCAAUAAGGAAUACGAGCGAGCAAUUGACGCCCUACAAGUACUCAAGUGUCCCGAAGCAUCUUUUGAGCAGGGGAAAAUUUACAAGGAAAUCGCCGACGAUCUCGUCAAGUCCCUACCCAGAGAGAGUCUCACAUCCGAAUCAAGAUCCCAGAACGGUAUUCUUCUGACAAAAGCCCGCAGUUGCUUUUACUUGACCCUCGAUCGUCUCCGCAGUCCCGAUGCCGAUACAAAGCAUCCUCUAAAUUCCGAACUCGUCACCUACAUCGCCGACAUCGAGAACGAAUUAAAGCGAAUCGAACCCGAUUUAUCCCGAAACGGAAUCAGCCGGAACGACUGUGACGCCCUCUCCGAGGACAGUUAUUCCUCAGCUCACAGCAACGAGGAUAUUCCCGUCACAAACUCCUCCAUCAAUCUCGAAAGCACCGUUCACUUUUUACAAACCCCACAGAGAAAUUCCCACCGAACACCCAAACAAUCCAGCACACCUUGUCGAAUCCCCCAUCAAGAUGUUCUCGAACUCUCCAGAAAUCGCAUUGAAGCUCGACCCAGUCCCGAGAGACUCGACGCUCAAAUUCGUCAACUCCUGCACAUCAAGGACAACAUCGUGCAGACAGUCAUGGACCAGAACAAGGCCCUCAUGGAAUCGAACCAGGUCAUGAUGGACAAACUCGAGGAACUUAGAAAAGAAGUCGCCGAACUUCGUCUGGAGACCCAAAAACAAAAACCUCCGGUAAGCACUCAGAAUUUAGAGGAAGAUCUCUAUUUCCUGAAUGAUGAGGACUAUGGCGAGUACAACUAUCAAAACACAACGCCACAACAACCACAGGCAGCGCCCUUGGCCGGAAAUCUCUUCGCCCAAUCACCGAGACAUCCGUACCCGAACAUCGUCUAUCCAUCAGCGACCCUCCAGGGCCAGGCGAUUGGCUACUAUCAAGGAGCCUUGCCCUUCAACGAUCCGAAUCAUCACCUUCACUCCUCGCUCUACGCGGCUAAUGUCUACCCCGUACCACCGGUCGCUCAAAUGUACCCCCGUCUUCCAGUCGAUCCAACAUUGAACCAAAUGCCGAAAAUUACCGACAGUAUUCUGCAACAGGCUCUUUUCAAUCAAGUACAACCUCAGAUUUCAAACUUGGCACCAAUGAUCCAACCACCGAAAAUCGAACCUCAAAAAACUGAGUCACAGAAAGAUGUUAUCAAAAAUGUUCCUUUGAACAAGCAACCGCCGGUGAAUGUGGUAAUCACCUCGAGUGACACGCUACCAACUACGGUUCCAUCGGUGCAACCAGUGAUGAGUGUCACGAUUCCACCGCAACAUCGACUUGGAACGCCAGCCGCCAGUGCACUUCCUGGCACUGUUCCCCAUAGUUAUCAAAUUUCGAUGCCUUCGCAAGCGACAAUUCCAACUACCGUCAAUUUGCCAACACUUGCCUCGACCCUCACUGUCUCAUCGCCAAUGAAUAAAAAUAUCGAAAGAUCUAUCGAAAGAGCAAAUAUGAGCGUUCACUCUUCCUCGUCGCACAAUAAUUCCCUCGAGCUAUGUCCGGAACAGGAACACGAUCCAAUUCCCGAUUUUGUUCCCAUAAUUCCCCUGCCCGAGGAGGUGAUUGUCACCACAGGCGAGGAGAACGAAACAACUUUAUUCAGCUCCAGGGCGAAAUUGUACCGAUUCGCCGACAAGGAAUGGAAGGAGCGCGGAAUUGGUAAAGUGAAAUUGCUCAAGAAUGAGGAGGGAAAAGUUCGCCUUCUGAUGCGACGAGAGCAAGUGCAUAAGAUUUGUGCGAAUCAUAUGCUGACGAGGGACAUUGAAUUGACACAGAUGCCGAGUAAUAAUAAGGCUUGGAUUUGGGUGGCGAAUGAUUUUGCCGACGAGGAGGUGAGAUUGGAGAAAUUCUGCAUUCGAUUUAAACUCGAGGAGGAGGCGCAAUUGUUCAAGGAGGCCUUUGAUGGUGCUAUUAGAUCGUUGCCUGAGUCACCGGAGAAAUCGAAGAAGAGUGAGAAAAAAGUGGAGAAGAAGGAGACGAAGAAGGUGGAGACGAAAAUUGAUUCUUCAGUUAUUAAACUUGGAGGAUUGUCCUUCAGUUCUGAACCGGUUGUGCAGAAGACUGUAGCUGUUGAGGAGAAGAAAGUUCAAAAGGAAGAACCGCAGAAAGUCAAUCCUUUUGCGCAAUUUUCUUUUGGAAAAACUGGCUUUGGUUCGGGAACUACUACAACAACUACGAGUUCAUCGCUUGGUGGGAUUUCGUUCGUCAAGGCUGCUGAUAGUGAAUCUCCACAGACUGGAUCUAUAUUUGGAGGUUCCAAGACUGUAAGGUUUCCGACCUGUUCUGGUAAUACUGCUGCGAAUAAAUCUGCAGUUGAAGGCACAAAAGGAAAUGAAGAAGCUGAAAUUGCUGAUGGAGAAAUGUCCAUAUUCGAACAAAAAGCAAAUCUUAUGCAUUUGAGUAGUACCACCAACACUUGGGAAGAUAAAGGAUCCGGUCAAAUAAACGUUCUAUUUAACGUGAAGACAAUUAAAAUGCGCUUCCUAAUGUUGAAUACAAGUAAUUCUAACAUCAUAUGCAAUCAACAAAUAUCAUGGGACAUGAAAUUCUCCUUUAGAGCGACUAGUGAUACAGUAAUUACCUGGGUGAUUCCAAAUGAAAAGACCAAAAAAUCAGAUUCAUUCGCUGUGACCUUCAAAAAUCAGAAAUCGGCGAAAGAAUUUUUGGAAUCAGUGCAAAAUUAUCAGCAAACUUUGGGUAAAACUUCAACUGCAACUAGUCAAAGUAAACCAGCGGAAAAAUCAAAAGAGCCUCUGUCAACUCUAUUCAAACCAACGACAGGAAGUUGGGAAUGCAAGGCGUGUUACAUUAGAAAUAAUGCCAAUCAAACAAUAUGUAUCGCUUGCAAUACACCGGCUGUUGAGAAGAAAAUUGAAACAAAAUCAACAACGACUCCCGUUGUGCAAACGCAAAAACCACUUUCCGAAUUAUUUAAACCCUCAGCUGGAUCAUGGACUUGCCAAGGAUGUUACAUGGUUAAUAAGAGUACGGAUCAACAGUGUCCAGCGUGUGAUGCGCCGAAAGAUCCUUCAAAACCAAAAACAACAAACGCUGCACCAACUUCAACCACGGGACAAAAAUCACUUUCGGAAUUAUUUAAACCCGCAGCUGGUUCAUGGACAUGUCAAGGAUGUUACAUGGUUAACAAAGGUGCCGAUCAAUAUUGUCCUGCUUGUGAUACACCUAAGGAUCCGUCAAUGCCACCAAAACCAAAGACAAAUAGUUUUGGUCUUAAGGCUGAUUCUACAAGUUCAAGUACCUUUACUUUUGGUUUUCCACAAACAAAUAAAGAAACCUCACUCAGUUCGCCAGCGACCAGUGCAUUCUCAUUCGCAUCGUUGAGUACCACGAAACCAAAAGCCGAUGCGGUGAAUACAACAAUAUCGACAAUAUUCGGAGGAGGAAAGAAAACCGAACCAAUCAGCACUAAUUUCACAUUCGGUACUCCAACACGUCCCACAACACCGCCAAAUACAACAACGAAACCUUAUGUUUUCGGCUCACCAGGAAAAUCAUUCGAUUUUCAAUUCAGCGCAAAACCAAGUGCCAAAUCACCUGGUGGUGGUGCUGGUGGCAACAAUGGCGGUGAAACAAGCGAAGACGAAGUUGUCGAAAGUGAUGAUAUUUACUUCGCUCCAGUAAUUCCAUUGCCAGAAAAAAUUGACGUAAAAACUGGCGAAGAGGACGAGGAAAUUGUCUACAGUCAUCGCGCAAAACUCUUUAGAUUCGACGGUAACACCAAAGAAUGGAAAGAGCGAGGUCUUGGCGACAUUAAAUUAUUGAGACACAGUAAAACAAAGAAACUACGAUUAAUAAUGAGACGUGAUCAAAUUCUAAAACUCUGUUUAAAUCAUGCACUAACACCCGACAUUGAAGUAUCAGUGAGGGACGAUAAAACGUGGACAUGGUCAGCGGCCGAUUAUAGUGAAGGUGAAAUAGAAUAUUCACAAUUUGCCUGUCGCUUCAAAACACCGGAAAUCGCUAAAGAAUUCAAAAUAUCAAUCGACAAUGCACUCGCCGGCAAAGUUACCGAACCAAAAACAAAAACCACCGACGACAUUGAAAUUAUCUACGAAAAGAGAGUAACGGCACAAGAGAAGGAGGAGGCGAAAAAAUUGAGAUUACCGGAAAAUUUCUACUCUUACAAAUACAAUGAAGACUGUCCCGGUUGUAUUGGUUGUCGAGAACCGGAAGUACCACUAUUCGACACAAGAUCAAGUGUAAGUGUGAUAAAAGCUCUCGAUUUUAGCAAAUCCGAAAGCAAAGUUGAAAAGUCCCCGGAAAAAGUGGAUCUGUCGAAGAUUAGUACACCACCGUCAGUCUUUAGUUUCUCGGGAUCGAUAAAUAAACCAAGUGGCGGAUUUUUCGGCAAUUUGAGUGCUACUCCUACUUCGGGUAAAGUAGAAACGCCAACGAUUGAAAAAUCAACGAGUUUAGUGUUUGGUAGCACUUUAACAACGCAAUCGCCAAGUGAAAAGAUGAAUGAAAAUUUAGCUCUACAGAAAGCGAAGAAUAGUGACAUUAGUUCGACAACUACAACUAGUUUGCCAACUGAACUUCCAACAUCAACCGCGGCAGCUACAUUCAGUUUUGCCGACACCUCGAAAACUAAUGCCACUCCAAUCUUCGGCUCGAAACCAUUUUCGAGUUCAAUCUUCGGUGGAAGUACUUUUAAUUCCUUGCAGAAAAGUACAAGUCCCACAAAAUUAGAGGCAAAAAGCACUGAAGAGAGUAAACCAUCGACAUUGUUUUCUGGUUUUUCGCCAACAACAACAGCAACGACAACGCCGACAAUAUUCGGAAAUACGGUAACAACAGCAACGCCGACGAUAUUUGGAAAUACAACAACAACAACGCCGUCAAUGUUUGGAGGUACGACAAUAACAACGCCGACGAUAUUUGGAAAUACAACAACAACAACAACAACGCCGUCAAUAUUUGGAGGAACGACAACGACGACGACAACAACAACGUCGACAUUGUUUGGAAAUACAACGGCGGUAGUGACACCAACGUUGUUUGGAAAUUCGGGAGCAACAGCAACACCGGUAUUUGGUACUGGAAAUUCAGAGCUAGUAUUUGGAAAUACGGCGACAUCGGCACUAUCGUUUUCAGCUUUGAAAAAUUCUCCGCCUGCGGGUGCAACUUCAACACUUGCAUUUGGCAAUAAACCUGUAUUUGGUGGUUUUGGAACGGGAACGACUACUAACAGUAUUUUCAAUAAGUCAGCGGACAAUACAUUUGGCGCGAAGAAAACUGACGCAGUGCCGGAGAAAGUUAAUUUCCUCCCAACUGAAAAUGCGGUUUCAUUCUCGACACUUGCUGCUAAAAGUGAUGAAAAUGCUUUCAAGAAAGAUCCAAACUUCUCAUUUGAGGGAGCUGGCUCUUCAGUGUUUGGCUCGAAAUUCCAAAAUACUAACAGUAAUUUAAAUACUUCGAAGAAUAAUACCAGUGUUACGGAACAGGACGAAAAUGAGAAUAAGGAAGAUGAUGAAACUGAACAGGAACAUGAUCCUCAUUUUGAACCCAUCAUUCCUCUGCCUGAUGCUAUUGAAGUACGAACAGGAGAAGAAGACGAAGAGAAAGUGUUCUGCCAGAGGGCGAAAUUGUACAGAUUCGAUUCAAAUACAAAGGAAUGGAAGGAGAGAGGCGUGGGCGAAAUGAAACUUCUUCAUCACAUUGAAGGUGGAAGUUAUAGACUUUUAUUACGUCGUGAGCAGGUACACAAAAUUGUUUGUAAUAUGUUAUUAAAUGCUGAUUUGGACUUUGAACCACUGCAAACAUCAGACCGAGCAUGGAUUUGGGCUGGUAUGAAUUAUUACGAUGGUGAAGCAAAUCUCGAAAAAUUGGCUGUGAGAUUUAAAAGUCCAGAAUUAGCUUCACAAUUUAAGGAAGCAAUUGACAAGGCUCAACAGGCUCUUCGGGAAAAACCAAGCAUCAAGCAAGUAAAAGAAAAUGUCAGUGACUCGACUGAUCAGGAAAAAUAUGAUCAGGAUGAGGAGGAUGAUGAUGAUUACGUGGAGGAAGGAGAUGAGGAGGAGGAGGAUUUUGAUGGUGAGGAAGUUGAGGAGGAGGAGGAAAUUUCUUAUAUGUUUGAAAAAAGAGCCACACUGUUUGCACAAAAUGAUGAUCAAACGUGGACAAAUCUUGGAAUGGGUUAUUUGAAAAUAUUUUAUGAUUCGGAAAUUUUUGGCGCUCGAAUUAUUAUGGAAGUUGAUAGUACUGGUGAAAUUGUUAGCAAUACAAUUAUCAGUAUUGACACUUCUAUGCAGGUCGUCGGAAAGGAGUGUUUGUGGAAAGCUUAUGAUUACGUAACGUAUCCUCCGAAGAGACGACUAUUGAAAGCUACUUUUUCAUCGGUACAAGGCGCGGAGGAAAUGUUCAUGAACUUCGAAGAUGGUCAAGACUACGCGAAAGGAGCUGAAAUAAGGGAUCAGCCAGAAAUUUACAUUCCUGAUGAAGAAUAAGAAAAAGAAUAAAGAAAAAAAAAUAAAGAGAAAAAAAGAUGGCAUACGAAUUAAUUUUGAAACUUUUUGUGAUGAAACAUAUUUCGUAGUUGAUUUAUUUAUGAGUAAGUUUAAUAAUUUUUAAUGUAUAGAUAAUUUUACUUUUCUUUCGAAUAAUUUACAUUUUUUGUUUGUAAUUUCGUUUGAUUUAAUUCUACGCAUUUUAUCAAGAAAAAAAGAGAGAAAGAAAGAAAAAUCCUCAGGAAACUUAAUUGUUUAAUUAGCUUUUCAUUGCAAAGAAAGAAAAAAUGAGGGCUCAAGAAAUAAAUCUAUUAUACACCGGUAAUAAUAAAAAAAAAAAAAAACGGAAAUAUUAAUAAUUUUCUUUUUUGUGAGAAGACGAUCGCCAAAACUAUUUAAUUCAUAUAGGCCCGUGAUAAUCGUGUUUAAAUUUGAUUAAAUUUUAUUUAUUGAAUAAUAGAAAUCUUGUAUAAAUUAUUUUACGAAACUUUAUUAUAAAUUUUCGCGAACUUAUUAUUAUAAAUAAAGAGGAUUUCCCAAACAGAAAUAAA